Molecule: messenger RNA, 596 nt
Organism: Rubroshorea leprosula
Lineage: Eukaryota; Viridiplantae; Streptophyta; Magnoliopsida; Malvales; Dipterocarpaceae
Source: the annotation of a GenBank genome assembly
CAUUUCUCUAUUUUUUGUAUCUAAAAACAAACUCCAAUCAAGCAACAUAUUUUUCUAUCCAAUCUUAAAUAUCCAAAUCUUAAAUCAAAAUCCAAAUCACAUAUAUUUCCCCUGUUCAUUUCUUCCAAAAACAGUAAGUCAAAAAAAAAAAAAAAAUUCAGGCAGCUACAUAAUAUCAUCUAUAAAGAAGAAACGAAACGUCACCUGUUCCGAGGUCUGGACAAGAGAAAUAGUUCACGGAAUGAAAGAAGCAGCUACGGGAAAGACUGUUUCUCAGUAAAUAAAUCACCGGAAAAAGUCUCAGCUGGUCCGAAAAGCCAGCGGAAAGUAGCAGAAAAAGGAGAAGAAUCCAAAUGACGGAAGCUGAGAGCACUGCAAAGAUACGGAUUGCAGGAAGGAAGAAGGAAGAAGGAAGAAGGAUGAAGGGACAGAGAAAAACGGAAAGACGGUCGGAAAGUCUUGUGGCUGAGAAUGGUCGAGAAGCAGGACACGCGGCAGCUCUUGGUUUCUUUUCGCUUUAUUUCAAAGAUUUUUCUUUACCUUUAUUUUGUGGAAGAUAUUGAGAGACAUAAGGAUAAUAAAUGAUGAAGUUGUGA